Molecule: messenger RNA, 2655 nt
Organism: Melanotaenia boesemani (Boeseman's rainbowfish)
Lineage: Eukaryota; Metazoa; Chordata; Actinopteri; Atheriniformes; Melanotaeniidae
Product: putative protein TPRXL
Exons: 5
Coding region: 332-1210 (292 amino acids)
Source: RefSeq, a predicted model, not a curated record
UACACAAAUAAUUUUAACUGGAAAAGCAAAGAUCAGUGAGUUUGGAUUAUUCAUUUGCAUCGAUCUCAGUGUACACUCAGCUGAAACAAUAAAAGGGAAAAAGGAAAAAGAAACACGCGCGCGUGUGUGUGUAUCUGUUUUUAUGCUCCCACCAUGCCGCUCGGCCCCACCCCUGCUUCUCUUCUGCCCGACUCCCUCAGGAUAUUUUUAGCGUUGAUGAUGUGCCCUGUCAAAUCACGUAACGGAAACAACAUCAGAGGGAGAGAAGAGAGCUGCUGGGAACAGCCCGACUUACUCAGAUCCUCAGAGGGGGAAACCUGCUGUGGAGGAGAUGAAAUUUGAAAUGAAUUUGGCGUUUUGCGUCUUGGCGGUGCUUUUCGGCUCGUCGCCCACCAGAGGUCAGAGCCGUGCUCCCCCUGCUGCCUUCACCGCAGGCAUGUAUCCGAGACAAGCUGGAACAUCAACAUCUCCUGACCUGAUGGAGGAUCCUGGAAAUGAGCUGCCACAGAGGAGAGAAAGUCCUGCAGGAGGGAAUGAAACCACAACUGAACCCACAACUAUCUCCCAGACAGACGAGACAGUCAACUCAGAGACUUCUACAGAUGCAGGAUUUGAGACUAAUUUUUUCACCUCAAGCUCCACAGAAGCCACAUCUGAACACACACAUGCACUCAUCAGUACAGCCGCUCACCUCAGUACUUCAUCUCUCUCAGCUGCUGCAGACCGGCUUUCAUCCAUGCCGGCUCUUCUGAAGACCACGCCUCAUCAAACCUCAGCGACUGAAGGCAGAGCCCUCCUGACCAGCAAUUCCAUUGCCACCUUUUCAUCUCAGUCGCGCCACACUGUGCAUGAUGCAAGCUCCACAGUCCCCACUUCCACCACACAGCGACGGUCUGAACCACCGCCUGCAUCCACCCCUCAGACCUUGGCGUCAGAUCAUGUCCCUGCAGCACCGACACAUGCAGAGGUUCCCUCUCAACUGAAGGUUGGAGAUGAAGACCUCGAAGGGUCCCACCGCCACUCAAGCUCCCCUUUAGACCCCCUUCUGGCUGGUCUGCUCUCAGUGUUCAUUGUUACCACUGCUAUUGUCUUCAUCGUUCUCUUCCUCAAGUUCCGCCAGAGGACAAACCACCCUGAGUUUCAUCGGCUGCAGGAUCUUCCCAUGGAUGAUCUGAUGGAGGACACACCACUGUCCAGGUACACUUACUGAUGGAGGCUCCUGUCCCGUCAGUAGCUUCCACCACUGGUUUAGAGAACAUGCUCAGGUCAAACACUGAUGGAGGACCCAUUUGGAUGUGAGGAGAAACUUUGCCUGGAACAGCUGCAUCUCUUCUAAUGAUUUCCCUGUUGUGGUUAAAGGUUUAGGGUCAGUGAUGAAAAUGUUUGACAAAGAUUCUCAAAAGUGCAUCUCUCAAAUAGGAGGUUUCAGACUCACUUCAGCAUUCUUCCACAUUCCUUUUUAUAGCUUCUGGAGAUCCUCCAUCUGGUGGAAACUUCUUUUUUCUUCAUUGCCUGAGGCAAAUUAUUAGCAUCUCCUUAUAUAUGCACAGCACUUUAAAGUGGCACAAAUGACCACACUGCCCCCUAGAGGGCAUGUGAGGUAGUGUGGAUCUAGGUAGCAUAGGCUUUCUUAAUGAAUUCAUUCUGAGAACUGCGAGUUAUUGAGCACAGCAGCAAGAUACACAGACCGGCUGAAGACUUGAAGUGCUUUGAGUCAUGUGUGAAAGUUUCCAACAUGCCCCAAAUAAUUCAGGAUUAUCAGCAAUGAUCCUUUAGGUGACCAACUGUUAGUGAAGUGCACUUUCAAACCAAACUGCUGCCUUAAUGCUGCAUGAGGUCUUACAGAAAGCUGACACAUAAAAACUGAACAAAAUGAAAAAUUAAUAAGCUAUAACUUUAGAUAAAUAGAUAAGUUUCCUUACAAAAGAAAGUAAAUUUAACCAUGUUGGCCUAAGUUAUAUGUGGAGUUGGAAGAGUUCUAGUCAGAAACUAGUUAUCAGUUUGACGAUAGGUAGUCUUUAAUCUACUGGCUGUUUUGCAUAUUAAAUGUUAAAUCUAACAAUGUUCACCAAGCAGAUACUUUGCUAAAUCUAACACUGAGUAAAUUGUAAAGCUAUUAACUGUUGAAAACGCUGUAAAAUGUACUAAACAUGAUCUCAAACAGUGUUGACUGAAGGUGAGAAGCAGUAGGUGUGGAGUUUUACAGCUUGUGGUUUUCUCUCUGUCUUAGGUGGAAUAUUCAUGCAAAUUUGCUGCAACUAUUGUACAAGUUUUAACUUAAAUGUUACUUUGCUGUUAAGUAAUGUUUGUAAUAACAUGCCAUUGAUUGUAAUAAUGUAAUGAUCGCUUGCCUCUUUAGUAAUAAAAUAGAAAAAGCCAUAAAACCCAAGGUAGUCUGUGCUUAAAAGGGUGGGAUGUUGUGUGUGUGGGUGAGCUCUUGGGGAUUAUUCUGUCAUUGUUACCUGUGCAAAAUUCUUUGUCAAGAAUGAUUAAGAGUGUUAAUACCAGCAUGUCAGCUGAGUUAACACACCUGCUUGGACAAAAAGUUUGGACUCUGAACAGUGACUUGAUUUAAAUAAAGAAAACCACUCCCUUUACAAUCAUACACACCCUUUUGGUGAUGCAACCUAAUACUCUAUCAGCAGACAUUAGACA